AGUAAAAACUAUCAUGACUACACGCGCCGGCGGUCGCUCGAGCACUUCACUUCGCGAGGUUUUUCUCUCCUUCGAUACUCUAUCUAGAGUCGAUGGCUCAGCUAGAUUUGGAUUUGGUUCUGUCCCCCAAGCUCUCGUCUCCUUAUCUGGCCCAAUCGAGGUUCGAUUAGCGGCAGAACACCCUUCUCAAGCGACCCUCGAAGUUCAUCUUCGACCGAUAUCCAACGUUCCUUCCACAGAAUCCAAAUUCCUAUCGUCCUCCAUCUCUUCCGCUCUAACACCUUCGCUUAUUCUCACACAAAAUCCUCGAACGUUGAUUCAGAUAGUUAUACAAACGCUUGUCUCGAGUCCUGGUUCGAAAUGGAAGGACGGAUUGGUAGCGUCGAUGAUAAACGCUUGUACGCUGGCUUUGAUAAAUGCAGGAUCGAUACCUAUGAGAGGUGUCGUUUGUGCGGUUUCUUUGGGUUGCAUUCGGGUGGACUCGACGUACGUGUACGUUGUUGAUCCUACGGAAGACGAAGCUCGAGAUCUUGUUGGGGGAGGAUGUUUCGCGUUUUUGUUCUCUGAUUUUGAACCUCUGUCUGAAUCUGGUGCUACUUGUGUUUGGUCGAGUUGGAGGAGAUGGGAUGGGUUUGGGUUUGAUGAGGAAGAGAUUUUGAAGGCGAGGGGGAUGGCUAAGGAAGCGGCGAGGGAGGUUUGGAGGAGGGUGAAGAGGCUAGUUGAGGAGACUGAGGAUACGAGAAUGACGAGCGCGAUUCCGAUUCCGAAGAACAAAGCGGCGAAGAUGAAGAUGAAUGAGGGGGAGGUCGAGGAUGCGAAGAUGGAGAUUUGAUUCCCUUUGUCUGGGGUAUAUCCAGCGUUCUUAAGUUUGCGCCUGAAUGCUGAAGCUGCAACUAGUAUUCUUGAGAACUUGGACCUCCGAACGACGAUGACAAGGAUACUCUUCACACGUCCUGCCCGGUGAGAGACUGCACCAUAAUAAAAAUUACUAUGGUGUUUCUUGAGGGAAAGAUGCAUGUAUCGAUUGUGGUACUACAUACAGUCAUCGGGUAAAGACUACGCCAACUUUUCCUGCCUCGAAAUUCCCAUUCGUAAUAACCCAUGUUUCCACCGCAAUCUUGUUAGUCUCC
This is a messenger RNA of Marasmius oreades (fairy-ring Marasmius), 1130 nucleotides long. RefSeq lists its product as uncharacterized. Gene Ontology annotation, biological process: nuclear mRNA surveillance; rRNA catabolic process; poly(A)-dependent snoRNA 3'-end processing. NCBI's taxonomy places the organism in Eukaryota, Fungi, Basidiomycota, Agaricomycetes, Agaricales, Marasmiaceae. Bases 14 to 832 code for a protein of 272 amino acids. Gene Ontology annotation, cellular component: nuclear exosome (RNase complex); nucleolus; cytoplasmic exosome (RNase complex). The transcript has a single exon. The record is from RefSeq and is a predicted model, not a curated record.